AUGGCUCGACGUAAACGUAAAUCUCGACGAGCUAAGAAAAAAAGUGAAGCUGAUGAGGUUCAAGAAGAAGAAUUUGUUCUUAGUGAGCCAAUUCAGCGGAUCUUGAGGGUGUUUAUGUGCAUAGCGCAAGUUGUAUCUUAUUGUGUGACAUUUAGUAUUGUGAUCAUUGUAGUAGGGUCAGUAUGUUUUGCAGUCUUUUUCUUUGCUUACAUUUAUUACAUGAAUAUGUUUUGA
Thelazia callipaeda (thelaziosis nematode) is the source of this 234-nucleotide messenger RNA. The record is from the annotation of a GenBank genome assembly. NCBI's taxonomy places the organism in Eukaryota, Metazoa, Nematoda, Chromadorea, Rhabditida, Thelaziidae.